Molecule: messenger RNA, 3869 nt
Organism: Podarcis muralis (Common wall lizard)
Lineage: Eukaryota; Metazoa; Chordata; Lepidosauria; Squamata; Lacertidae
Gene: PRR29
Product: proline rich 29
Biological process (GO): phosphatidic acid biosynthetic process
Cellular component (GO): endoplasmic reticulum; membrane
Molecular function (GO): 1-acylglycerol-3-phosphate O-acyltransferase activity
Source: RefSeq, a predicted model, not a curated record
UUAAUCAUUAUUAUUUAUUGAUUUUCUAUACUGCCCUCUAUAGGCUUCAUUUGGGAAGCUUAUUCCAUUUUAAAAGGAUGCAGUUCUUAAUUACAACAUAUUAAUUAUAGAUAUACAUUACCACCUCCAGGUGUUUCCAGAUUCUCUGAUAAACAAAUUCAGGAACAUUCAGCUGUGAAUCACACUUGAUAACAGAAUGUAGUCUAAUCCGAUUAAAAUUUAUUACAGGUGAAAAUGAACAACUCCUAAACUCUUGAUCAGUUUGAACACAGAAAAGUCUCUAUAAUGGCCAUGCUUACAUGUAUAAUAAUAGUUUGGUAAAUGCAAAAUCAAGUCAAGGUAGCCUAUGAAUAUAAAAAAAAUCUGCACCAUGUAUAAAGCAACUUACAAUAUAACUUUAUAAAAACCAGCUCAUAAUCAAAUGGCCAAUACAUGGGUGAAUUCCAUGGUAAGAAUAACAAGGAAAAGGAUGGAAAGCAAAACAGCCAAUAUCAUAAUUCCUUGAUACAAAUCUAUGGUGCAACCACAUUUGAUAGACUCUGUCCAGGUCUGGUCACAGCACCUUAAAAAUGAUAUUGUACAGCUGGAAAAAGGGCAGAAAAAGGGCAACGCCCUUUUUAUUUUUAAAUCACACAACCAGAUUCAGGUCUUGGGACACUUAGAGUAUACACUUGCCAAGAUCUGUUUAGGUUCUUGUCUAGGAUUGGCCUGGGUGUUCUGAUUCCUUCUAUUCAGGCAAUGUUCCUGGGUUGCUAACAUAGGAGCCAACUCCUAGGGGCCAAGGUCCCUUCGCAUGUGCCCCCAUAAAAUAUUUGAGGGGGCUGGACCUUCCCAAAGUUGAUGGGCAACACCAUUAAAAUGGUGUGUGCAGGCACAUUAUGUGAUCAAUUUUCAGGACGGCGCUUACUUGGGCCCCCGAAAUAUUUUAUCCAAGCAGGGUCCCCCCUCCCAUGCUUUUCCCUGGAAAACCUGCACUUUACCUCUGAAUCAGAGCAAUCAGCAAUUGCUGUUUGCUCCGAUUCAGCAAUAAAGUGCAGGUUUUCCUGGACAAAGCCCCAGGACCAAACAACAACAUGGCGUUUUUAAAGCCAAGACCUGUGCCAAAGGAAAUCUGGAUGAGCCCAAACCAAAGUGUCCCAGUGCAAGGAACAGUGCCCCUUUAAUCCCUACAUGAACGAACCAGAAAGAUGUGCAUCCUCUGGCCAGAUCUAAAAGAUACAUUUCCGUAAUAUACUCAAGCAAAUCCACAAAGGGCCCAGGACUACAGUUCUGUUCCUGUGCACUGCAUCAUUAUAAGACACUGGAAACUGACACCAGAUUGUCAUAAAUGACCCAAACAUUGCAGAAGUGUCCCUGACCCUGUGCUUUUCAAACGUUCUAAAGCAAAAUAUUCACCCCAUUAAGCAACUAUGUAUGUUAAACUCAAUACAAAUUGCUUUGGUCAGAAUACUGGAUAAAAUCCUGAUACAAAGUCAGACUGACUCAGUGUGCUUUGGCCCUCCUACACCAAUACUUUCAAUACUCUUGUACACGACACUCCCACAAAUCCCUGGACUUAGGAUAUUUGCAGUAUCAAUAUGAAGGCCAUCCCUCUUCUCCACCCUGGGAUGUUCAACUGCUUUGAAUGUUGCAACACUAAGAAUAUAAAAGCACUUGUUGACCUUCCUCAAGGCUGCAAAUCUCCACGUUUGCUCUGCUUUCAUCUGGCACCAUCAUGGAGCUGUUUGAGUGGACCCUGUUUUUACUCAUCGUCUUGCUAAUUGGGGUCCUUUUCUUUUCCCAAAGGAGUGAUGUCUACUGCAAGAUGGUGCUUUUCUAUGGCUGGAUUGCAGUGAUGAGCAUCCUAGUGCCCCCUUGGGUAGCUCUAAUCAGGGGGUCUAGAGUGGAAAACCUGAAGAUUCUUUGCUUCAUGAUGCGGCAAGUCAGAUAUUUACUUGGCGUCAAGAUCAUAGUUCAUGGCUCCGAGAAUCUGAAUACCAAGGGGCCGUAUAUGGUUGUUGCCAACCAUCAGACCAUUCUUGAUGUUCUGGGAAUAGCGGAGGUACUUCCCGACCGCUGUCUGAUUCUUUCCAAAAAGGAGUUGAAGUACAUGGGCCCGAUGGGCAUCAUCUGCUGGCUAUGCAAAUUCAUUCUUCUCGACCGCAAUAAUAAGCGCUCAGCCAGAGAAACCAUGGAUCACAUCACAAGGACCCUGCUGCAGCAGAACCUGAGGGUCUGGGUUUACCCAGAAGGCACCAGGAACCGGACGGCCACACUACGUCCCUUCAAACGAGGAGUCUUCAGUGUGGCUGUGAAGGCUCAGAUCCCCAUAAUCCCUGUUGUGACCUCCUAUUAUCAACAACCCCCCAACCUCAAAGAUGGCCAGAAGCCCUUUUUUUGUAGAGAUAAGUGGAUCAUCCAGAUUUUGCCCAAGAUAGAAACACGAGGCCUUGGGCCAGAAGAAGUCCCUGCACUUGCUGACAGCACACAGAAACUGAUGCUGGAUACUUUCAAUGAGAUCAAUGGGCACAUAGUUUUAGAGAAAGAUACCGGAGAGUGAGGGCCUCCUUAUCAUGUAAGCCUGGGAGGACCCACCAACCAGGAAGCUAGACAAGAACUUUGCUUCCGUCCAACAAGACGAGGACAGAGGAAACGCCUCACUCCACCCAGACCCAACUAAGACCAGGGCCACGUAGUGGCUCAGCUAUAUGACGACAGGAUCCAGGCAUCUCUCCAGCCCACAAGAACAACAAUUCUAUUUAGCAGCACUAUUGAAACGUCUGAUAGUUCCACUAAUCAAUCACUCAUGCUACCUUGGGCUGAGAUUCCUAGGGUUGGAAAGGCUGCUCUGAUUUGUCGCCCAGCAAUUCUGCAAUUAUUGUUAGCUCUCAUUAAUAUCUCACCUUUCCUCUAAAGAGCUCAAUGUGAUAUAUAAGAUUCUUCCCUUCUCCUUUUUAUCUCCACAAGAAACCUAUGGUGUAGGUUAGGCUGGGAGACGGGUGACUAGCCCAAGAUCAGCCAGUGAGCUUCAUGACUAAGUUGGGAUUUGAACCCUGGUCUUCCACAUCCUAGUCCAACACCCUAACCAUUCUCCUAUAUUCAGGAACUGGUAUUGCCCUGUAACUUCAAAGAGCAAGAUGUGGAGUCCUUCUCUCUCCAGAUUUUGUUCUUUCAUAUAUGUAUAUGGUUUUACAAUUUAAUAUUCAGUCAAAUAACACAAUAUAACAUUUAUCAUAUAAAAGAAAAAAAACCCCUCUCCAUCACUUCCCUCAACUUUCCCUUCUGGAUCUUUAAAUAUUUACUACUUCUGCUUAAUUGUUAACUUGUUUUUAUGAUCUUGUAUCUGAAUGCUCUAAAAUUCUUAUCAUUUUUAUACCAAAUUUUCAUAAUUACAUCUUACACUCAAUUACAUUCCAUAUUAUUGUAUCUUGACCUUUAAACUUGUUUUCUUACUUGUAAGUGUUUAAUCAAACCCUGCUAGUGAGUCCAUUUCUUUACAGUAUUUCUGUAAAUACAACAUAAAAGGUUCCCAGUCUUUUUUAAAAUCUUCAUUGUCAUUGUUUCUGAUUCUUUUUGUAACUUUUGCCAUUUCUGCAUAUUCCAUAAGUUUGACUUGCCAUUCUUCUUUCAUUGGUAUGUUGUCAUCUUUCCAUUUUUGGGCUAGGAGAAUCCCAGCCCCCGUUGUUGCCUACAUAAACAACUUCUUCCGCUCUUUUGCUAAUUCCUGUCCUAUUAUACCUAACAGAAAUGCUUCUGGUUUUUUAACAAAAGUUUUUUUAAACAUCUUCUUCAAAUCAUUAUAUGUCAUUUACCAGGUUUUUUUGAUUACUUUAGAAUUCCACCACAUAUGACAAAACGUACCUUCUUUCUCUUUACACUUCCAGCACUUA